AUGGAAAUGAAAGGCCCAAAAGAAAGCCACACGGCUCAAGCCUAUGAUCCCGAUACAGAUGAGGGUACAGCUGGAAUCUACAUCGAUCCAGUCAAGGAACGGCGAAUGAUGAGGAAAUUUGACUUCUUCGCAAUUGGCUUAUUGGGCUUGUUUUAUAUGAUGGCUAACCUGGACCGGUCCAAUAUUGGAAAUGCCAAUACAGCAGGAAUGCCCGAGGACUUGGGUCUUGUUGGUAAUCAAUUUGGCACAGCGACAACUCUCCUUUAUGCGACUUACGUUCCAUUUGAGGGACCGAUAGCGGUGCUCUUGAAAAUCAUCGGCCCCAAGCCACUGCUCUCUACAUGCGCAUUCUGCUGGGGGGUUACCACUUUAGGCAUGGCAUUCAUAAAGAAUUGGCAAGGGUUGUAUGCCUGCCGGUUGUUGAUGGGAUUCUUCGAAGCCGGACUUAUACCGUGUAUUAAUGUGUAUAUUGCUCUGGUGUAUAAGAAGAGCGAGCGCGGAAAGCGGUCGGCCACGAUUUUUGCAUUCAGUGCCUUCUCAAGUGCUUUUGGUGGACUUCUCGCAUAUGGCCUUACUCAAGUUCACGGGCCGAAUGGGUGGGAAGGAUGGCGUUGGCUCUUUGCCGUCGAAGGUGCUAUGACCCUAGUUCUAGUCCCUCUCUUUCUUUUUCUCUUCCCCAAACAUCCCACCUUGGCAUGGUUUCUCACUGCAGAAGAGAAAACAUUGAUGCAAGCUCGUUACGACAAUGAUCCGCACUGGGGGCAAGACGAAAAUUUUACCUGGGCUGAUUCCUUGAGUAUAUUCACCGACCCCAAAUGGUACGCGUUUUGGACCUACCAGUUCAGCGUGGAUAUCUCAUUAUAUGGAUUCACGACAUUUUUGCCGAAGAUCGUUUCCGGGCUUGGAUACUCGGGAGUCCAAGCAAAUUUGAUGACCGUUCCAAUUUAUAUGGUUGGACUGAUUUGGUUUCUUGCAAUCGCAUACUGCUCGGAUCGCGUUGGACUGCGAGGUCCAUUCCUUGCUGGGCCUUUGCUAUGUCUAAUUAUUGGAUAUGCAAUCUUGAUCUCAGUGGAAAAUGUGAAAGUGAGAUUCUUUGCAUGCUUCGUUGUGGCACUCGGUAUCUACCCGACAACAGGAUUGUCACUCAUGUGGCUCCAGGACAACACAGCGCGUCAUUUCAGGCGUGCGACAAUGGUAGGUAUGACGCUAUGUUUUGGAAAUACGGCAGGAGUUGCUGUGGGCCAAAUCUUCACAACCCAGUCGGCACCGCGUUACAUCAAGGGUCUAUCUAUUAGUUUAGGUCUUGCGGUUGUCGCAUUAGUAAUGGUUGGUGCCUUGAUGAUUGGAAUGACCGUGGUGAAUAGAAAGAGAGCAGCAAAGAUCCAGAGAGCCGAGGAAGCAGGCGAGGUGUUAGAAAACAGGCCAGAGAAAGGAGACUACGAUGUGUAUUUUAGAUAUUCUCUAUAG
Molecule: messenger RNA, 1467 nt
Organism: Penicillium macrosclerotiorum
Lineage: Eukaryota; Fungi; Ascomycota; Eurotiomycetes; Eurotiales; Aspergillaceae
Product: high-affinity nicotinic acid transporter
Exons: 5
Coding region: 1-1467 (488 amino acids)
Biological process (GO): transmembrane transport
Cellular component (GO): membrane
Molecular function (GO): transmembrane transporter activity
Source: RefSeq, a predicted model, not a curated record